CACAGUGAAGUUUUGAUGGGAUAUUAAGGUAGGUGAUACUAUAGAAAUGGUAUUAGCAUUUUCUACUUGUCCUAGCUUAAGCUUUGCUUUUCAUGAUGGAGGCAUGUUGGGAAGAUGCCAAAUGUACUUCUAGCAAGCUUGGGGUGUUUUUUAUGCAGAUGAUAAGCUGUACUCUUUAGUUUGCAAGGGACUCUUAAUUCAUAAUCACAAAAAUUAUUGUAUGAUUUGUGAAAAAUUGUGUGCAGCCUCCCCAAAAGCCUGAACCCCUUGAUAAACUUCACUCUAGCAGGUCAGCUUAAUUAGCGCAAAAUACGUAUGUCAAUCUGUGUCCCCACCAUAGCUAGGUAGCAUUAAUUCGUAUCUGAGUCAUCUGCUUAAAUAUCGUUCAGUACUCUUCCUAUGUGUAUUUGCUACUUGGGGCCAAGUUCAUGUUUUGAAAAUGUACCCUGUGUGCCAAAAGCCUGGCUUUUGACCUGCUGGAACCUCCAGCUAGUACCUCAUACUGGCAAGCAGUGGAAAGUAUUUUGUUCAAAAGGUCAGCCAUGUCAAUAGAGAUAAAGAUUUCAAAUCAGUAGAAUAAUGGAUUACUUGUAAUGUUUUCAGGGUUUAAGGUCUUUGUCUAACUCAGAUAACCAGUCAUUUCAGUAGAGAAAUUCACAUGGGUAAGGCAGACAAGAUACAGGAAAAUAUAAAAUAUCUUCCAGCGAGAAUCAGUUUAAAUUAUUAAAAGAAACUGUUAGCAAGGUAACAUCUCUGCUGGGAUGCGUGCAUCCACUGUAACAUCAGCUGGACCUUCCUAGAACUCAAACCAGCUGUAGCUGUUCCAUUCAUAAGGAAUUUUCUCAGCUAGUUUUUGUGAGUGAGACAAGUCAAAGGUGUUAUUUGUUGGGUGUAGCUGUAAUAUUCUGAGUCUUUUCCUGAGCUCCAGCUUAUAUACUGAGGUCAAACGAAGCCAGUGGCUAAGCAGUCUGGUAAAGGCGACACCUUUUCCUAUUUCAUUAAAUCCAUGUAUGUUUGUUUGAUCUUAUCAGCAAAAUGUGCUGACAGUUCUACUUUGGGGCCGAUCUCUGAGGCUCGAUAACUUCAUUACGCAGCCUAUUGGUUUUUGUUGGUUUUUUUUUAAUAAGAAUUCUCUUUUAAUUAAAAAUGGAGUUUGUAGGAGAAGGAACUCCAAAUCAGGAUUAAAAAUUUGCCCAGUAAGAGAGGAUACUAUAUGUGUCCGCAUAUGAAUGCAAUGUACUCUGCCGUCUGUCCCCUGCAAACUCUCUCUCUUGGGAAGAAAGCUGUGGGAGAAUGAUGCCAGUGGGAUAAACACAAGGACAGUAUAGCUCCAGGCUAGUUAAGAGCACUGGAGUUCAAGCAGUCAUUUUGGUGUAAAAGAUGCAGAACAAAACUAUUGCUCUAUCAGACCUUUUUUUAUUAUUCACAUACUCUUUCACUAGAUGUUGUCCUGGAAAACUUCUUGAAACAAUGUUUCACAUGGUAGUCUUACUUAAUUUUCCUUUUCUUACUCGCUGUGGCUCUAUUCUGUUAUGUGCAGAAGAAUAAAAGAUGCAUUUUGCUUCUUGCGCUACAGUGAUGGAGUUCAACAAGUGAAGUAGGGAUUUUUGGGGAAUGGUUUUGCAAUAAUUCUGAGCUCACAUACUCCGCUGCUUCUGGAUCUUUGACCAAGAGGUGACUCUUUGGUCAGUGAGGUGUCUGGUCAUGGAUAUCUGGCAAUAGUACUGUUACAUUAUCUCAGUUAUUAUUGUAUUAACUUAGCUUUAUUCAUGUGACUGUUCUUCAAAAAUGAAUUUCUGUAAAGUUCAGAAAUAUUUAGGGGUGGAAGGCAGUCCUGCUGAGAGGCAGGAAGAGCUCUGAUUUUUGCCAAGAUGAAAUAAAAGCCUCAGAAGGUGAUUUGUCGAUGACAUCUUUGAUAUCCACUCUCCUGCUGUAGAUGGGAUGAAGGAAUGGUUUUGGGUCUGGAGGCUGGCUAUGAGAAUUUUCUGAUUUCCUCUUCUGCUAUGAGUUUAAAAUAACAUUUGAUCAUUUUCAUUGUUUAUUUGUAAUUUAGGUUGCCCAAAGGAUAAAACCUGGUGUUUCCAGUACUGUGCCAUCAUCUCUGCUAUAAUAUUAACCACAUUUUUGGCAGAAAAUUUGUUACACCAUUAGGAGUACUUGGCUGCUUAUGAUCUUUAUCUUGGCUGUAGUCUGGAUUUUCUUCUGAUUAUGUAGAAUUCCUUGGAGAAAAAAAUCAUCUGAGGUUGGGAUGAGGGAGAAGAUGACUGAUGUUCAGCCUUCUCUACUCUUCCAAGACAUUCAUCCACACUUACUUGGAUGCAUUUUGAGUUUGUCUUGGUUUAUCAGUGGGUGUUAGCUGUGCUAAGGCAAGAUAGGCUUUGGCUUUGAACCAGGCAAGGUAUAUAGCAGAGACAAGGCAUUUACCCCAAAUGGUUUUGGAGGGGACAGUGUUUUUCCCAGGGGCUGGCUUUGCAGUUAGCAGUAAGUGUCUCAGGCUGGAGUUUUUUGUUUGCUUUCUCCUGUUUAGUCAUUUUACUAUUUAAAAAGUCCUGAUUCAAUUUGGUAUUAUUACAAGAUGACCAUAUUUUAAACCUGAGAUAGUCUGAUCUUUUCUUCCUUAGGGGCAAAUUGACACCAUCAUUUAUUCUUGUAUACCCAAGUGACUCAUCGUACUGGGCAGUCAGUGUGAGAGGUCCUAAUGCUUUGGCAAGAAAGUACCUCAUCAGCACAGUAUUACACCAUCUAAUUGUAAACAGGAGUCGAUUUCUACCUUGUAACCUUCAACAGACACUUGGAAUUCAAAUGAAUAUUCUCAUCCAUUGCUAAAGUCAAGCAGGAUGGAAAUGUCAGGUGUAAUUUGUAGGAGAGAUGGAGAUGCUUAUUUUGUACUGCACAAAACUGUGAUACUAUCCUUUGUACUUUUGUUCUCCUGUCUCUACAAUUAAGAAAAAAAAUACAUGAUGCAUUUUGUAAUUUCAGAAAAAGAACAUAUGUUGUAUACUCACCUUUUUCUUAGACUUCGUACCUCUUGGAACUAGGAAGACAGCAGAACAGUGUAGACUAAGUACAUGACUCAGUUAAUUUUACACAGUUUUUCAGCAGCAUUUUCCAAAUAGCAUUAAAUCAGGUAGGAAAGUGACCAAAUUCCAAAUUUUAAAAAUAUCAAUUGAAAGGCCAGUGACUGGAUGGGGAUACACCCUUUCCCUCCUGUCUGUAUCCCAGCACCUUUGUACUUAAAUUUUUUUUGGCCAAAUUUAGGCAAAUAGGCACCCUAAAAAUGUGAGGUCUCCUAAAGAUCAUGGGGAAAUCGUUUUCUUUCUUAACAAGUUGGAGUUUCUCAUGAUGCACAUUUUCAGAACACUGCAUGUGUUUGCGAUACUACAGCACCCUCAAGUGGUAAAAUAUUUUUCCAUUUGAAACUGCAGCUGUCUGGGAAGCACUUGCUUUUUCUAUUCAGAAAGUUUUGAGGUUCCUCCAACUUCCUCUUUGUUGUACACUCCCCUACCCCCCAGAUGUUGGCCAUUAUCAACAGCUGCUUACUACUGUGGGAUUACCAGAGAAGUAGAGCUGUGGUUAAAGGGUUGUGAUCAUGGUCUUCGUUCUGCAGCUGACCUAUUGAACUAGCUUGGGCAAGGUCAUUUCACCCUGCAAGUGUCACUUCUGUCAUCUGAGAGCUAGAGAGAAUGAUAAAUAUUUGUGGACUGCCUCGAGUUGUUUUAAACUCGUAUUUCUCUAUUUUUUUUUUUAAUAACUCUUAUCUGAAUCAAUGAUUUUGCUUAUCUGACAUAGCAGAAAGCUCAAAAAUCCCUUGUCAGUGGGCAGUCAGAGAUCCGGCAGCUGUCUUGAGUAUCACGGACUUCCACUUUUCUUUCUAUGAAGUAACAAAAUAAAGCAUACCCAUACCUGGAGGUUUUGCCAUCACUCCACAAACAGCAAAACCUUGAUUUAUAGCAGAAAUAUCAGAGUUCAAGGAAAAGGAGCCUGAGCAGGAAAGAAUGCUGGCUUGCUAUACUUAGGUUCCCAGUGAACUUUGGCUAGAAAAUACACUCCAGUAUUACCACUGCAUCACUAAUUUCUUGUUUCUUCCCUAAAAGAACGUGGAAAAUGUGUUUUCUACAGUUGUCUGAGGAAAUCAUAUUGUGCCUUGAUGAGAGAAGCAGAACAAGUCCUUGACAUGCUGACUUAAUAUGAAACGCUAUGCAGGAUUCCCAGUAUUAAAGAGCUCUGCCUCAUCCUUUGAAGGAAGCCAGCAGUAGUAAAAUGAACUGUUUCAUAACCUUAUAAGUUCAGGAAUCUCUGUUUGAUUUCUGAUCCUGUAAAAUAAUGGUCUCUGUCGACAUUGGUGACAAGUCUAGUCCUCACUUGAUUUAUAGGGCAACAAAUGCACAAACAACUUUUUUUUUAACCACACUGCCUUUUCAUUUGGAAUCUGAGAUGAAAUUUAUGAUUGAGUAGUUAGUGUAGUAUUUCAGAUGAACAUACUACUUUUCAUCUUGAAAGAUCUUAAAAUCCUUUGCAAACUAGGGUAUCCGCAACAGAGCCAGUGCCCUUCCAAGAAUGCUUUCCCCACAAAAAUCUCUCCAUUGUAUCUGUAUUGUAUUGCUAGCGUUGUAUCAGUCUCUAUCAGGCAGAUCACUUUUUCUAGAGUAGAAUCAGGAUGUACGCAGCUUCAGACAAAACACUGGUUUUGUGCACAAAUUUAGAAGACUAACUCAUAAGAAAAGAGGAACACCUGACACUCACAACACACCAUUUAAUUUUGCAAUUUACAUUUAAUUCUCCUUUUCAGCAAACAGGAGAAUAAUGUUAGUAGUAUUAACUCGUUUUGUGUGUAAAUUUGCACAUAGCAAUGCAUGGAGCAUUUUUUGGUCAAAGGGCUUAAUAAAAAGGAAUCAAAAGGAAAUCUUAACUCAAGCUAUGAGACUCUGCAUUCCGAAAUCCCCUUUUUCUUUCCGUUUAAUGCAUCAGAAUAUAUGGGAGCAUGCUUUAAUAAUGCUACGGCUCUUAAGAAAAUAGGUACUUUUUAGAAUAUAAAGGGAUGUGUCUUUAACUUUUAAGAAUUUGCAAAAAUAGAAAUUAGGAGUUUGUAUGAUGCAAGAGCUGGCAAGGGAAAGGGCAGCAGUGGGGACCUUGGUUGAAAGUUUACUAGUCCACCUUGCUUCUCUGUUAGCAGCUCUAAAGAGAAGCUUUUGGAAGAGAUGUAACAUGAUCUUUUGCAUAGCAAGUGAAAGGUUGAGGGUCACGUAGGAACCAGAAUGGCAUUUUUGGGCUUAAGAUCCACUGAGUGAUGUCAGGCUCACUUACUUAAAUUUGCUGCAGAGUAGCCCCAAACCUUUGUUUUGCAGCUCCCAAUAAAAUGUGUUCAGCUACUUACUGUUUAGUAAUUGAAGAAAUCCCUAAUAUCAUUUAUAUCAAGUUAUGGUAACAUAUAAAAGUUCCUCAGAAGGCCUGAAAACUGACGUCUCCACCAGGUGCUUGAAGAAGUCAUAUAGGCCAGUGGUUUUUGGUCAGUUACCAUGGUCACGUUAGCUCCUUAAUUUUAUUCUUUUGAAGUAACAAAGGCUUGAGGAAAAAGUCUGAAAUAAAAAAAAAAAAACAAUUCACAGGCAUCUCAUUUGUCUGCUGUAGAAGUUAUUAACCAAACCAAUGUUCAAAAAUGUCUGACCAGAAAAAUAUUGUACACAGAGCCCAUUGUAUUGAAAAACUACUGUCUGAGAACAAUUUCCAAGAUAUCGAGGAUCAUCUUAAAGAACUUGAAGAUGUUGAUAUGACUAUAGAAUAUCUUCAGGGGACAGAAGUUGCCAGGGCUGUAUACAGAGUACUCAAGAGCUGCCCUUCAGUAGAGUUGAAAAAGAAAGCAAAGCAGUUAUUAUCAAGGUGGAAAGGACUUUACAAGAAUAACUGUGUUCAAUCACUGCAAGUUAAAAAGUCAGUUUCUGUGUCUGUGAAGGAGGAAAUUGAACAUCUCAGUGUGGUUCCUAGAGAGCAGUUGCUGUCUGAAGGACCAUUUCAGCAGGAGGCAUUAGAUGCUACUAGUUCUAAAGUUUUGGUCCCAUUGCAAACUGUAAAAAAUGCGGUACAUAAUGACACAGAAGGCAGCAUGAAUCAGCUUUCAUCUUUUGAGGAGCAACACACUGAUAAUAGAGAUUCUAAACCUCUUGUUAAUGAAGCAAGUCUGCAGCAGGCUCCGAUGACAUCUUUGAGGUGUAAAUGUACAGAUCUUCUUUAUAAAGCUUUGACUGGUUCUGCCAAAGACGAAGAAGGAACUGAUAAAUGGCUAGAGCUAUCUAAAGAAAUCGAAGAACAUAUUUUUGCUCUUCAUGCUAAAAAUGACAAAAAGUAUAAAAAUUGUAUCAGAAGCAAAAUCUCUAACCUGAAGAACCCUAAAAGUUGCCACUUAAAACAUAACCUUUUUUCAGGGACGUUGAGUCCAAAGGCUUUUGCUGAGAUGACAGUGAUGGAAAUGGCCAACGAUGAACUGAAACAGCUCAGGGCUCUGUACACAGAAUCAUCUGUUCAGGAACAUCAGCUUCCACAAGUUAUUAAUGGUACACAGACAAACAAAAUAAAGUGUAGGCGCUGUGAAAAAUUUGACUGCACUGUCACUAUGAUUGCCAGGGGAACACUCUUUCUUCCAGGUUGGGUACGAAGCACAAAUCCAGAUGAACAAAUGUUGACUUAUGUUAUUUGUAACAAAUGUGGAGAACAGUGGUAUCACAGUAGAUGGAUUUGUUUGUAAUGCUCUUUAAUAAGUGGUUCAGAAACACAGACAUGAGAAGAUAUUCCUGUUGAGACUGUGUAAUUUAAAUUUUUGUAUUGAUAUUAUGUAGAUGCUACCACUAAAAAGUGCAAAAUCAGUUUUUAAAAAGUUGCUAAGUUAUUUUUGAAGAUGAAUAAAUCUAUGUCAUUUUAA
Molecule: messenger RNA, 6913 nt
Organism: Grus americana (Whooping crane)
Lineage: Eukaryota; Metazoa; Chordata; Aves; Gruiformes; Gruidae
Gene: TCEANC
Product: transcription elongation factor A N-terminal and central domain containing
Exons: 2
Coding region: 5657-6739 (360 amino acids)
Biological process (GO): DNA-templated transcription
Cellular component (GO): nucleus
Source: RefSeq, a predicted model, not a curated record